AUGAAUUAUUCCAAAAAUAACCUGUAUUACAAAGUGUACAAGUUGAACUAUUAGAACAAGUAGAACAAUUUUAAAUUCCAGAACAAGAUUUACAUGUUGUUGAAACAUUAUCUAAAUAUGUUCCUGAAGCACAUUUUUAACACUCAGGUGAUGAAGAUCCUGAACCAGAACCAGAACCAGAUCCUGAUCCAGAUCCUGAAGAAGAACUUUAACAAGGUUCACAUGAUCCUCCUAAAUCAUAACCUGAAUUACACUUUGUACAAACCAAUUACUAAUUUUAAUAGGAACAUUCUGCACAAUGUGCUAUUCCUUAACUACAACUUUUGCAUGAAUCACCAUAAGGAAAUUAUGUAGAAUUACAAUUAGCACCAGAAUCAGCUUAACAAGGUUAUACAUUAUUAAUAGGUUGAUCAUGUCCUGCCAAACAUUUAAAACAUUUUAAAUUAUUACCCUCAUAACCACAAUUUGAACAUCCAUUCAUUUCAAAUGAACAAGUUAAACAUGAUCCAGCUUAAAGAUAACUUUAAGCUGGACAUGUAGUACAAGUAACAGUAGUACAUGUAGUACAUUUACUACCAUCUGUUGAAAACCCUAUUAAACAUGUUGAACAAUUUGAAUUAUUUGAACAUUCUGUACAAUUUGAAUCAGUACAAGGUUAACAAUAAGUAUUAUCCCAAUAAUAUCCAGUUUUACAUUUAUCACAUUUUGAAGAGUUAGUACAAAUACUACAAUUAUUAAUAGAUCCAGAGCAAAUUUAACAAAUGUUAUUAUGAUCUAAAUAAUAACCAAUUAAACAUCCUGUACAAUUUUAAGAAUUAGAACAAGUACCACAAUUAGAAAGAGAAAUUGA
Paramecium primaurelia is the source of this 850-nucleotide messenger RNA. NCBI's taxonomy places the organism in Eukaryota, Ciliophora, Oligohymenophorea, Peniculida, Parameciidae. The record is from the annotation of a GenBank genome assembly.